Messenger RNA from Rotaria sp. Silwood2, 504 nucleotides. The record is from the annotation of a GenBank genome assembly. NCBI's taxonomy places the organism in Eukaryota, Metazoa, Rotifera, Eurotatoria, Philodinida, Philodinidae.
AUGACGGAAAACAAUCUCGAUCAACUUGUUUCUGAACUUCUUAAUUCAUCUUGGUCCACUAAUUUGAUAAUAAAUAUGCCAGAUAUUUUUGAAAAACAAACCUCUCAAACAAUAUCAUCGUUUGUCUCAGCAUCAUUAAAAUCCUUAGUCGUUAUCGAACAUUGGACAUGGCAAAUGCUCAGUAAAUAUUCACAACGAUCGAUCAAUUUAGAUAAUUGCGUCAAAUUCUUUCAUGUACUCCAAUCGUUUAAUGUUAAAUUAAUUUCGAAUAAUGAUGGAAUUCAGUCUGAUACAAAAAUAUCGCUUUUGAUUCCAUCGAAUAUUAAUUGGAUUGAUGGUAUACUUGAACAAAUCAAAUCAAGCAAUGAUACAUUUCUAACACUUGCUGGUUUGUGGUUUAACACUCUGUCAUAUUUAGUUCAUCAAAUUUCUGAUAUUGUUCAUUUACCAACACUGUUACAUGUCAAUAAUCGACUAAGUAGCGAGUUUUUAAUCACAGCUUAA